CAAAAGUCAAAUCACUAUUAGUGCGAUCAUUAAUAGUCUCAUAUCUUCUCCUUAAAUGUUGCAUUAUUUACUUUCCUUUUCCAAUUACUUUUAGUUUUUCCAAGCUUUAUGAGUGGCUCAAUUGGCCCAUAUUUUGAUGCAAAAAUCUUUGUUGCUGAAAAAUGGAGAAGAAUGCAGUGUGUAAUUGUUGCAAGACAUGGGAAGAACAAAUGUAUUGGACACAUUUUAACUGCAUGCAUUUCUUUGUAACCUUACCUAAGAACUUCCUUGAUCAUCUUGUACUCCCUAUGAAAUUUUACUCCCAUAUGCAAGCUCAGUUACCAGCUAAAGUGUCAUUGAAAGUUCCAAGUGGUGCCAUAUGGGAGAUCGAGCUGCUGAAAUCUGUCGAUCUUCGCUUCGUUGGAAACGAGUGGGAAGCAUUUGCGAAAGCUAACGAACUGAAAGAACAUUGCCUUUUGGUGUUUAAGUAUCAAAGAAACUUACAUUUUGAGGUCUUAAUCUUCGACGAAGGGAGUUCUUGUGAGAAGGAAGCUGCCUAUUUUAUUAAGAAACGCGAAGAAACCAAGUCUGAACCGAAAGAUAAAAGAAAGAGGGCUGUGAAAGAGGAUUCUAGCUCGGAGAUUGCUGAGAGCGAUGAAGAAGAUUCUUCGGUUGAUGUGUUGAAGAAGUCUAGGAGUGAUGAUGGAGGAGACGUUUCGUUGGGUGUAAAGUUGAACACUCCGAGUCCUAGGCAUGUUCCUUGUCCAGCUCCUAGACGUAGAGGCAGGCCUAGACGGGUACUACAAACACGCAAAUCGCAAAGCAAAUCAACCGUUAAAUCAAGAAAUGAACCUAGUGAGAUUGCACCGACAGAGUUGAUCGUCCCUGGAAAAAAUGGAGAAAUCUUUCUCAAUAAUCAGUCUCAGAAAUCGGAGGCUCAAUCGGAUAAGAGCUUGAACAAAAUGGAUGGUUCCAAGAAACUAAGUCCAACUUCAAGGGUGCUGAUCAACCCGGAAAAUGCUUCAGCUAAGAAGUCUUGCAACGAGUACAUAUCAAAUCGAAGACCAGUGACUGAUCAGGAGAAACAAGAGGCUUUACAAAGGGCAAUCCAGAAAAGGACUGAAAAUAGCUUCAUUGUAGUAAUGCGACCAACUAGUGUUUACAAGAGGUUUUACAUGAGUAUUCCUGGGAAAUGGCUUAACAGUAACAUGAAUUUCCAACUCCAAAGCCAAAAAGUCGUUUUACGUGUAGGACACGACACAUGGCUCGCGACUCUAGCUACCUACGACAAAAAAGGCGGAGGGUUCACUUCUGGGUGGAAGAAGUUUGCACUCGAUAAUAACUUGGAGGAGUUUGAUGUUCUCGUCUUCACUCCUGUGACCGAGGAAGACGAGGCUCACAGGAGUGAAGACGAGGCUUGUGUUGCGAUGAAUGUUGAUAUUUUCCGAGUGGUUCCAACCAUCACUCCUCUUACUCCCAUCAUGUAGGGUUAUGGACUAUGGUAUGUAUAAGUGGCUUGCUAAUCUAAUAGAAUGUGUUACCUAUGACACUAUUUUGAUGCACCUUGGUCAGUAACAGCGAACAAACUUAUCCUAUGAUAGUAUGUAACUAUUUGCUAUCGUAUUAUGAACUUAUGUAUUAGAAAAUUCCCUUGUUACAAUCUUCUUAUGUUACAUGACAUUGCCAUUUUUUCGACUUCAACGAUUUUG
Molecule: messenger RNA, 1688 nt
Organism: Amaranthus tricolor (Joseph's coat)
Lineage: Eukaryota; Viridiplantae; Streptophyta; Magnoliopsida; Caryophyllales; Amaranthaceae
Product: B3 domain-containing protein REM16-like
Exons: 7
Coding region: 162-1466 (434 amino acids)
Molecular function (GO): DNA binding
Source: RefSeq, a predicted model, not a curated record